UUGAGCGCACAAGUGGAGAAGCUUACUGUACUGGGACGGGAAUUAAAACGUAAACAACGACAAGCGCAAAUGCAAGCCCGAGGUCUAGUAGAAGAAAGAGCCGACUUUUUAGCUCAACUGCAAGAUCAGAAUCGGGAACUUAUAAAUCUUCGGGGACGGCUUGGAAUGGCUAAGAAAGAAAAUGAGGAUUUGAGUAAAUUGCAGGGCUGUCCUGAUUUGACGAACAAAGCAAUUUAUGAUCUCGACGAUCCUGAUAGGCCGAGAUUUACGACUGCCGAGCUGAAAGAAAUCUUGCAUGAGCGAAAUGAAUUGAAGGCAAGAGUCUCGGAUCUCGAAGACGAAUUAGAGUUGUACCGACCAAAACCUGAAAUUCCUGAAGAUGACAAAGAUGCACCUGUGCAAGGACCGCUUCCUUAUGAACCUGAUGAUGCACCAUGGAAAAAGUCGUCUGAAUCUGGAAUUCGUAAAUUCUUCCGAAAAAUAUUCUCCGAGUCCAGCAGCAGCUUUCUCGGAGGUAGCAGUCCCAGACGAAGUCUUUCUAGUCUUUCAAAGAUGGCCCUAUCUGGUAGCAGUACCUGUGAUACGUCUAUAUAAUGCUUUUUUAAAAAAACGUUGGAUAAUUUUAAGUAAUUAGGACUUGUCGAUGACGACAACCAAGGACGACGUCGCUUAGGACUAGACUUUUUAUUUACAUAAUCACAUUCUCUGACUGCUCGAUAUACAAACGAUUUUACAUAGACAAUUUUAACGUCGUAGAUAUCAAUUCCUGUAAGAAAGAUAGUUGAUAUUAUUAUUGAGACCUGAUUCAUAGUAGAUAGAUAUGCAUGCAAUGAGUGAAUAGGAAACACUAGAUUUGUAUAAACUUAUAAACCUAUAAUAUAAAGGAAGAGACUUGUGUGCAUGUAUAUACUUGUAUAGAUGUAAAAAAGGACAAUGUGUAUUUAGCUGCACGACCUUAGUAUAUCACAAAUCACUUUUCUCAUUUUUGCUUUUUUCCAUUUAUUCCCUUUAGAUGUUGAAUUGAAAUUAAUAGGUAUAUAGAUAUAGAAUAUUCGUUAUUCGUAACGCAUGAAAGAAAAAUAUAGCGAUACAAUUAGAAAAAAAACAUUUGUUUUUUUCAAGACUACUAGGUGCGUGUAGUUUUAAAUGCAUUGAUGAGGUUCUAAUUGUGUCUAAUGUGAAACAGGUCUCAUUCUUUCUAUAUAUAUAGAUAUACGCAGAUACCAAAGUAUCCUAGUAACUAUUAUUUGCUCUCAAAGAGCAAUUUAUAUCUUAUCUUUCGAUAAUUUCCUUUAUUCUCUUGAUUAUCUAUAAAUAAACUAACCUAUUCUAUCUAACUUUACAAUUAAACACAAUUUUUAGAGUAAAUUCUACAUUGAGAAAACCACAAUAAGCUUUUAUAUCUUAUUUAUUAACUUUUUAACAUAUUUCGUAUGUUUAUUGUGUCAAAAUGCAUUUAUGAUGUGAUUAAAGUACAUAACAUUUGAAUUUGUAUUUUAUUUUUUAUCUUUUGUACAUUGUCGUAAGCAAUAACAUAUCUAUAUUCAAUUCUUUUAUCUCAUUUACAAUUAUUUGCGGACACUAUAUUGAAUUAAUAUAUUUCACAAUCUGUGCCAUGUGUUAAUGUAAAAAUAAAUAAGAAUAUUUUUCUUUCCAUGUUGCAAUUGUAAAUAUACUCAUAAAACACAAAUUGAUUUAGCUGUAUAUUUAUUUUAACGUGUAAUAUGUUCGUAUAAAAAUAUUCUUUCUCGGAUAUAUAGAUAUAUGACGAUAUAAAUAAAAAGUUAUCAAUAUCUAUACAUCUAAAUACUUAAAAACAUAGCAAAGUGGAUAUGUUGCUAUUUUAUAAGAUUAUCUAAAUUAAAGUUAAUAAGUAAUCAAAAAAGUUUUCUCUGCAAUGAUACACAUACUCGUAUAACAAGAAAAUUAUACAAAUUAGCAAAUGCUAAAAAGUUUCCAUCACAGAGGAUUCGUUGCAAGCUACGUUAUGUAUUAAACUUAGCUGUUCAUAAAUGCAAUAUAACUGUGUUAUGUGUAGUGCCUAUUUCAGUAUUACUUAUCAACUCUUGAACGAUUUAGUAAAGUUCCCUAGUAGUAAAACGAGAGACGACUUGAAAUGUAUAGAAUGAAUUAGAGUACGAAUUGUAAUGAACAAAAUGUAGCGAGCAUAAUUCUUACAGCUAUGGUGAGAUUAUAUAUAGCUAUAUGCUCAUAGUAAAUAAAACAUUUUUUAUUCAUUUUGUUAAAUCCGAGACGUUAAAUAUUUAAAAGAAAGAAAGAAAGAUAUUCUAGUUUUGUUGAAAAUAUUUUAUAAUGUAAUGGAGUAACAUGUGCAUAUCAGUGUUUUAUCCACUUUAUAUCAGACAAUAUAUUCUCAAAAAUGUUUUGUGAAUAUAUCUUUUAAAUGUAAAUUCAUAUUAUAUAAUGACUUUAUUUUAAUCCUAUAUACAGCGAGAGAAAAGGUUUGUUUAUAUUAGUAUAUACAUUUUUAGAUUUUUAUACUAGCAAAA
This is a messenger RNA of Temnothorax curvispinosus, 2510 nucleotides long. RefSeq names its product RILP-like protein homolog. The transcript is spliced from 3 exons. Lineage: Eukaryota; Metazoa; Arthropoda; Insecta; Hymenoptera; Formicidae. The record is from RefSeq and is a predicted model, not a curated record. Gene Ontology annotation, molecular function: protein dimerization activity. The annotation marks the transcript as partial.